AGGUACGAACGGAUAGCAUUGAGCUCAGGCGCAACAAAGUUUACACGAGCCCACGCAAGCACCAAGAUCUCGAGGCCAAAGUUGGAUGCAGAGGAAGGCAAAUGCGCACGAUGGACACGAAGAGGUUCAGUCAUCACUGUCCUGUGGUAAGCGCAUUUGCAUCUGUGGUGAAUGCGUGGAGGGCGACAACCGGCUUCAAGCGAUGGCGCCCUUGGAACGGAAGCGCGCAGACCAAUGACCAUGGCACGCCAUUCGCUAACACACGUCCCGACUCGAGACCUAGGUCUACGACCAUCAUUUUCGUGGGAAUCACAACGACAGAGAAUUGCAGAGAUAGUAUGUCCGGACUCAGCAUAGACCACUUUACGAACAGUCUGAGAGGUGUGCACGGUAUUGGAGAUGUCGUCGAUCUACGGCGAAGCAACCUUGGCCAUGAAGAAGAGCAUCAGGAGAUAUCGGGCAAAUGUAUGACCUUGCACACGAGUGUUAAGCCACAGGAUACAGAGUAAAUGAGACGUUCGCGGCCUUGAGGUCAGACAGAGCGAGCAGGUGGCGAUGAUUGUGGGACAGGCCAAGAUGGUGAUGUUGCGCAGAAGGUCUGGGGCCGCCGUUAGCAUAUUCUGUCUGUGCAAGCGAGAGUGACAAGAGGACGAGGGGAUGAGAGGACGCUUGAGAAUUUUUCGAGUCGUAUGUGUAGGAUGGCAGAGAUGGAACUUCAACGCUUCAUGAAGGGCCUUCAGCCGUCAGCCGUGACGGAAUCUUGAGUACCGUAAGGAUG
Molecule: messenger RNA, 778 nt
Organism: Phanerochaete carnosa HHB-10118-sp
Lineage: Eukaryota; Fungi; Basidiomycota; Agaricomycetes; Polyporales; Phanerochaetaceae
Exons: 1
Coding region: 111-509 (132 amino acids)
Source: RefSeq, a predicted model, not a curated record